This is a messenger RNA of Verruconis gallopava, 1596 nucleotides long. RefSeq lists its product as uncharacterized. NCBI's taxonomy places the organism in Eukaryota, Fungi, Ascomycota, Dothideomycetes, Venturiales, Sympoventuriaceae. The record is from RefSeq and is a predicted model, not a curated record. Bases 199 to 1443 code for a protein of 414 amino acids. The transcript has a single exon.
UGACGGGUCUGUCGUCGUCAGCCAGAUCCACCCGCAGCUCAUGCCCGCUCUCUCCCUACACCUUCAACCUAACUUCACCAAACAAACUGCCAACCCACCGACCCACGACACUGCCAAGCCUUUUUCGUUUUCUUUUGUACUCUUUUCUUUCACCUCUCUUUGACUUACAUUUUGACGAUACGAACGAGCAGCGCGACGAUGAGGGCCACGUUCGGCCUGGCGGCGCUGUCCACGACAGCGGCCGCGAUCAUGAUACCCUCCACCAUCUCGGCACCCGACCUCUCCACCGUGUCGGCGACCAACCUCAAGUCAUUCGGUGUGGAUCCGAAGUCGCAGCUGCUGAAGGUGGACUGUCCAGGUUGCCUGUUUGCUCACAAGGACGGCUCCAACACGCUGACAUGGACCAAGGGCGUUGAGAACGCCUUGGUCCUUAACUUCAGCGUUGGCGAACAGCCAGAGACUCUUGAACUUAACGGAGCGCGAUUCUAUCCACCUGUGUUGACUUACGCCCUCCUGAACCCAGUUCCAUACGUUCCGCAGGUCCCCGCCGAUAUGGAGCUCACAGAGAUCCGGUCAAACAUGGACGCGUUGGCCAAGGAUGCUCUGCGACUGACAAGCUGGGCAUUCCAAGUUGGCAGGUCGCAGACCAUUAGCGAGAGCGGCGAGGAGAUUCUGACAAUCCACCUUCAGCUCAAGGCGUUGGAGAAGCAGCCUAUCUCGGUCCCAGAUCUUACCCUCACCCUUCUUAAAAACACAGACGGCGAGCUCAUGCUCAUGAAGAUCGAGACGCAGAGCAGGAAGAAGACCGCGGAGAAGGAGUGUAAGGGCUGGCCACUGCUCUGUAAGUGGAAGGCUAUCCUCGCCGAUAAGUUCUCCGGCUUCAAGAACAUGAAGCCCCACUUCGGUGCCUUUGGUAAGGGACCUUGCGGAAAGGCUGGAAAGGGCGCGCGACCGGAUGCGAAGCACCCACACAAGACAGAACACGGAGAUAACGACAGCCCAUCGGAGUGGCAACAUCAUGGCCCACCUCCAUGGAAGCACCACGGCGGCCCUCAAGGCUGGAAGCACCAUGGCCCUCCUGGCAAGCAUGGCAAUCAUGGCCCACCACAUCCCUACCACCACGGCCAUCACCACAUGCACCAUGGCAAGUUUGGUGUGAUUAUGCACAAGGUCGGUCGCAUCGUGCUCACGAUAUUUGUGCCUGUCUUAUUCGGCAUCACGUUUGGCAUGGUAACUUACUUGGUGGGCAUGCUCAUCGGUGCUAUUGUUGCCGCCGUUUAUAUGAAGAUUCGCGGCCGCAAUGCCCAGUACCAGGCUGUUGCUCUAGACGAAGAAGACUGCGUCGAGGGUGACGAGACACCGAGGUGCAGCUUGGAGAAGGAUGGCUUCAAGGACGAGGAGGCGGUAGCUGAAGCACCGCCACAGUAUGUGGAGAAAGAGUAGAUACUUAUUUUAUUUUUUCUUUGUGCGAACAAACAAAUGUACGAUGUAAGAAUGGCGGGUUAGUAUGCGACAUGGAGUCCUCUGGCUGAAAUUCACUUCCUCGAUGUUUCGUAGGAGUUAAGGUCAACACAAAUAAUACACUCGCUUUCACUG